CUCGUCCUAAAUUUAUUCUGGCAACGAACUUCCUUCUGGUGGGGUUAUCAAAAGAUACUUUUUGCUCUACAAUUCUUGAUUUGAAAAUGGAAGGAAAUAACCUACGUCAAGGCGACGGGCCGAGUCUGGCUGCAAAUGCAGUUGGCGAAACUGUUAGUCAAAAUGCUCCGAUCAUCAAUCAAACCAUUCAUCAUCAUCACUAUCCAGCACCGAAUGCUCAUCAUCCAGGGAACGACCCACAGCAUCGAGAACCCAACAACUAGAAUAAUGAUGAUGGGCAACCUCCUGACUCCCCAAAUGACGCCCCACAUUUCCCACAACCAGUCGAAGCAGAUAUAGAACCAGAAAACCUUGAAAACGACCCACAGCAUCGACAACCAAACGACCAGAAUCGUGAUGAAAGAUUCUUCAUGGAUCCAUCGCAUAACCGUACGCCACCCCAUAUUCCACAAGAUGGCGAUAGUGAAUCACAAAAUCCUGGACCGUCAGCUAUACAACCCACUGGGGAAAUCGAAGACAUAGCUCACACUGCUGAAGAUGCAGAUGGUCGAACACCUCGCGAAGUUCUGACAUCAGAAACAAACAAAAAGCAAAAGCAAAAAUUGACAAAAGAAAAGCCACCGAAGCGCAAGUCAAAUGCGUCUGAAGAUAGCGAGUCUAAAAAAAAAUUCAAAAAAAAAUCUAGUCUAUGUGACAGAAAAGGGGAAAUGAAAAACGACGAUGAAGGGGUAAUCGAGGACGUAGAUCACACUGAUGAAUAUACAGAUGGUAAAGCACCUCCUGAGUUACCGAAAUCAGAAACAAACGGGAAGCAAAAGCAAAAAUUGGAAAAAGAGAAGCCGCAAAAGCGCAAAUCGAAUGCGUCUGAAGAUGGUGGGUCUCAGAAAAAAAUGAUCAAAGAAGAAUAUACAGAAUUUGAACUAUUUGCAGCCAACGAAAGAGUAAGAAAUCUCAUGAGACAACGCAAAUACGAAAAAGCACUUAAAGAUCUAAUUAUUCUGAAAAGUCAUUAUGGAACGAACCAACAUGUUGAAACCCAGCUUAACAUUGCGGAGUGUUCAGCUUGGACUUUGAAAGCAAAAGCAAAGGUUCGAGAUGCAAUAAAAGACGUAGAAACAACUAUAAAAAAUUCGAUGGGCACGAAAAUGGAAGUUAUAAAGAAGAUGGCAGAAGACGCAAGCGAAGGUAAAGACAAGACUAUGACUGUACGAGCUAUUAUUUACUAUCGUAUAUGCUCUAUUUUGUGCAAGGAAAAAGAUAGGAACAAAGUUUUUCCUGAACUGAUUAAAGCUAUUACCGAGCUUCCGAUUCCCCCAGCAUUAAAAAGGAGCGACAAUAAAGCAACUCAAAAAGGUAAAACUGGUGAAAAAAAGGGUGGAAAAAAUACAAAACCUGAUGAUAUGGCUAAAGACUUUAUCAUUCCAUCACUAGAAGAAAUUUUGGAGAGCUUGACAAAAGCCGGUAGUACAAACACAACAGAAACUUCUGUUCACUCCGAAAGCGAUGAACGUAUUUUGGAACGUAUUUUGGCGAUUGCAAAUGCUCAGUACAGCAUAGCGUUAUAUGAAGUUGAACAUGGUUUCACGGAUUUCGCUUUAAAGCGAAUAGAAGUUGCUAUGAGCAAGCUUACAACCAAAUAUUCAAAACAUAUCGUGUAUGCUGAGUUGCUCUUCCUAGAAGGAAAAGCCCUAGCAUUGAAGGAAAAAUUGACAGAAGCUCGCAAAAAGUUCAAAAAGGCCAUAAAUUAUGCCAAUAAAGUAGAUUGUAAAGAAAAAUCUUCGCUCUUGCGGAAAAUAAUUAAAGAACAAGAAAAAUUGGAUAAAAGUAAAAAAAAAUAGAACAGAAAAUUCAACAAAUGUACAGAAUGGCUGAUUGCAUGAACCAUAAAAUAAGUAUUGUAUAAACAAAAAAGUUACGCCAUAGUGAUGUAUUUUAUGCUACGUAAUGAUUAGCUUGCUUAUUCGUGUUUUUACUUGAUUUUACUUUUAUGCAUUUUUGUCAGUUACUGGUUUCGGUAGUUGAAUGAAAAAGGUUGCUGCAAUUUUAAAUGUGCUUGAUUAGAGACACAGUUUUGAAUAUGAUGAUUGGAAAAUUUUUAGAUUAAUGUAUAUUAUGUAAAUAAUUUUUCGGUAAUAAGAAAUUGACAACGCGGAUUGCAAA
This is a messenger RNA of Styela clava, 2160 nucleotides long. The record is from RefSeq and is a predicted model, not a curated record. Lineage: Eukaryota; Metazoa; Chordata; Ascidiacea; Stolidobranchia; Styelidae.